This is a messenger RNA of Peronospora belbahrii, 624 nucleotides long. The record is from the annotation of a GenBank genome assembly. Lineage: Eukaryota; Oomycota; Peronosporomycetes; Peronosporales; Peronosporaceae.
AUGCUUGUGUUGUGUCGACGAGGACAGAUAGAGGAGAAACCUGCAGUAUCCGUGCAAUUGAAUGAGACAUCGAACGAGCAAUUCAAGUUCUCGAAACCACUGAUGGAUGAUGCUGCAGCCGUAUUACCUCCUACAAACGACGUGAAUGUUGAGGAAGAGAGUGUACAAAUGAAAGGAAUUGUAUCGAUGGAUGUAGUGGCUGUGGAUAGGAGGAGGAAGAAGAAGAGUAAGAAGAAGAAGAAAACGAAACGAUCAGGUGGUUCAAAUGUAGCAAUUCCUGAGAUUGCUACAAGAGACGAGAACAAAGCUGAAGGAAACGAAAUUGACGAUCUAUUUGCGUCGUUAAAGACAAAGAAACAGAAGAAGAAUAUUGAAAUGGAGCAGCAAAAGCUUGCAGAAGAAGAGGAAAAACGUCGUGGCAAGAAGGAGAAGGAGCAAUUACAGCAGCAGAUUAAGAAACUCGAAGCACAAAACACCAACUCCUCUGCAGUCGGUCUUAACCCGGAUCCACGACCAGUUCGCUAUGAUGAAGAUGGAUUGCCCAUUUAUACAGAAACUUCACUGCAAAUAGGCAAAGGUGGGAACACGACCGACUGUCCAUUUGACUGCUGGUGCUGCUUUUAA